Saprolegnia parasitica CBS 223.65 is the source of this 351-nucleotide messenger RNA. RefSeq lists its product as hypothetical. Lineage: Eukaryota; Oomycota; Saprolegniomycetes; Saprolegniales; Saprolegniaceae. Bases 1 to 351 code for a protein of 116 amino acids. The record is from RefSeq and is a predicted model, not a curated record. The transcript is spliced from 3 exons. Gene Ontology annotation, molecular function: protein binding.
AUGCCACACUAUUAUACCAAGGGCCAAAACCCUUGCCACUGCCUCGAACAUCAUUUGACAACUCCGCUCUUUGCCGCUGCUGCCAACGGACACACGAGCGUUGUGAAGGCGCUCUUGGACGCCGACGCCAGCCCCUUUCAGCGCAACGACAAACACAUCCAGCCCCGGGACAUUGCCAAGGCGAAGGACCAUGCGGCCAUCGCCACAUGUCUCGAGAAAGCGAUGGACAACCUGGCGCAGCUCGUCACAGCGCUGAGCAAAAACGAUGUGACCUCGACCUUGCGUCUGCUCCGUGCCAACGUCCCCGUCACGAUCCCGUACUUGGUACUAUGUGCACCAACGCCGUUCUAG